Humulus lupulus (European hop) is the source of this 1931-nucleotide messenger RNA. Its product is annotated as phosphatidate cytidylyltransferase 1-like. Gene Ontology annotation, molecular function: phosphatidate cytidylyltransferase activity. The coding region runs from base 291 to 1562 and encodes 423 amino acids. NCBI's taxonomy places the organism in Eukaryota, Viridiplantae, Streptophyta, Magnoliopsida, Rosales, Cannabaceae. Gene Ontology annotation, cellular component: endoplasmic reticulum membrane. The transcript has 12 exons. The record is from RefSeq and is a predicted model, not a curated record.
UAUUUCUAUUUCGCACGAAAAUUUCAUAGUUGCUUUGCUUCUCUUCUCGUCUCAUCAUUACCAGAUUACCCCAAACCCAAACCCCUCUGCGCCAAAUUCGUAUUCGCCUGUUUUUGCUAUUGUUCGGGUUUCGGAACCCAUUUCUCUUUAUCUCACUAACUCUUUCCACUCGGAAAAACCACACCAGAACUUAUUGGCUCUCUCUGUCAAUUUUUCUCAGAUUUGAAUGUGGGACUUUUGUGCUUUAUAUGUAGGCUAUUUCGUAUGAGUGAAAACUAAAUUAAAGAGUCAUGCAGAAAGAUAAUAUUAGCACUCCAUCAACCCCAACCGGUCGAGUUCGGCAUCGAAGACGUUCAAAUGAGGCUAUUCCAGAUGUUACUAAAACAAAUGGAGGCAGUUUGCUUGUUCAUGAUCGUAACAAAUACAAGUCAAUGUGGAUACGGGCAUACUCUUCCGUUUGGAUGAUUGGGGGCUUUGUGUUUAUUGUUUAUAUGGGUCAUCUCUAUAUUACCGCUAUGGUUGUUGUUAUCCAAAUCUUUAUGGCGAAAGAGCUGUUCAAUUUAUUAAGGAAAGCUCAUGAAGAUAGUCAUCUCCCAGGAUUCAGGCUUUUAAAUUGGCACUUCUUCUUCACUGCCAUGUUAUUUGUAUAUGGUCGCAUUCUCAGUCAACGGCUUUUCAAUACUGUAACUUCGGACAAGUUUCUCUAUCAGUUUGUUAGCAACCUUAUCAAAUAUCAUAUGGUUAUCUGUUACUCCCUAUAUAUCACAGGUUUUGUGUGGUUCAUCGUUACAUUGAAGAAGAAGAUGUACAAAUAUCAAUUUGGCCAGUAUGCAUGGACACACAUGAUUCUGAUUGUUGUGUUUACGCAGUCCUCUUUCACAGUAGCCAACAUUUUUGAAGGAAUUUUCUGGUUUCUUCUUCCAGCAACACUUAUUGUUAUUAAUGAUAUCGCUGCAUAUAUCUUUGGAUUCUUCUUUGGAAAAACCCCAUUAAUCAAGCUAUCUCCGAAGAAAACUUGGGAGGGAUUCAUUGGUGCUUCUGUUACAACUAUCAUAUCUGCAUUUAUGUUAGCUAACAUCAUGGGUCGUUAUCCGUGGUUAACAUGCCCAAGGAAGGAUUUAUCAACUGGUUGGCUUCAAUGUGAUCCUGGUCCGUUGUUUAAGCCUUCUACUGUUACCUUACCCGGAUGGAUUCCUCAAUGGUUCCCAUGGAGAGAAUUUUCUGUCUUGCCAGUUCAGUGGCAUGCCGCAUCCUUUGGUUUAUUUGCAUCAAUAAUAGCACCUUUCGGAGGCUUCUUUGCGAGUGGUUUUAAAAGAGCUUUUAAAGUCAAGGAUUUUGGCGAUAGUAUUCCUGGGCAUGGUGGAAUUACAGACAGAAUGGAUUGUCAGAUGGUGAUGGCCGUAUUUGCAUACAUCUAUCAUCAGUCAUUUGUUGUGCCUCAAAGUGUCUCAGUUGAGAUGAUAUUGGACCAGAUAUUGAUGAAUCUCACUUUUGAGGAGCAACAAGCUCUAUUUAUAAAGCUUAGAGAUACCUUGCAUGAGAGACUAAUCAGACAGUCGUAAAUCCGGUAUCAGUAGUGGUCAGCCUCCCCUCUAGAAUGGUGUCUCUGGAUGUGCAGAGAGGACAGAUGAAAAGGGACUGUUAUGUAAUUUGUAUAUUGUGGCUGUCUUCUAUAUUUCGAGUGCAACCCUCUAAAACCUUUUCGGUGGAGGCUUGAGUCUUGUAUAGUCUUGUUUUCGUAGUUUGUCUCAUGCAAAUUGGUUGAAGACUCCCACCGCCAUGAGAAAAUUUACGUUUCUAGUUUUUUCGCUUACUAUUAUUUCGCCUGAAAAUUACUUUAUUCAGAGACGCAAUGGAUGGUCAAUUCUUCGAACUUAUGUGGGUCUGAGCAUUCAGACCCCAAAAAUAAAAUGUAAACUGGUUAACUUUUA